This is a messenger RNA of Alligator mississippiensis (American alligator), 5378 nucleotides long. Its product is annotated as endonuclease domain-containing 1 protein. The transcript has 2 exons. Bases 672 to 2309 code for a protein of 545 amino acids. Gene Ontology annotation, molecular function: nucleic acid binding; hydrolase activity; metal ion binding. The record is from RefSeq and is a predicted model, not a curated record. NCBI's taxonomy places the organism in Eukaryota, Metazoa, Chordata, Crocodylia, Alligatoridae.
UGACCCCCUGAGGUCCCUUCCUACCCUCAUUUUCUAUGAUUCAAUGAUUCAGGGUCUACCCACAGGCCCGGCCGCCUGUGUUCCAGCUGAACCCUCACGCUGGGUCUGUCCCGCCCCAGCCAGACACUCCCUCCCUAGAAUCCCUUCUUGCUGUGCCCCCCCGCCCUUGGAUUCCUGCACAAUCAACAGUUUUCCUCCCCACUCAGACAGGCACCCCAUCACACUGCACCCACCAGGCCACCCCUACCACAUUGUCCCAGCUCAGGCACCCAACAACCCAUGUAGCAGAUGUUUCUCAGACUUGAGUGCUGUACUGCCUUCCCGUUCCCAGGCCAUGGAGUGAAGGAAAUCAGUGGGAGUUAAAGUUAAUCCCAUAUUCCCGGGCUGGGAAGAAAGCAGUGUGCAGCAGGAAAGACCCAGCUGGCUUUUUUCCAAAGCCACACCUGUUUCCAUAGUUGUUUGGCCAAUGCUCCAAUAGUCCUGGGGCCUUGAGCUAGGUCUGGAAAACACUGAUAAGGUCUUGGCACAACUCGUUUUUGUUUUUCUGAGAGCCCUGACAGGAAACUUCUAAGUUGCCCCACCUUCCACAAUACUCUUGUAUAACCAGACACCUCCCAGGGUCCAUACACAGAGCAGCUAAGCAGAGACUAGCCCCACCAUCUCUCCAAGCCAUGGGGCUACCCACACUACUAGGCUGUGUCUCCCUAUGGGCUGGGCUGGUGCUGGCUGAAGUGGGAUCAUUCAGUCGGUGCCAGCAGUAUUUCUACAAAGGAGUUGAGCCAGAGGGGUUCAACACCCAACGCACAGCAAAGAUCUGCCAGAGAUACAAUGGCACGUACCACUAUGCCACCCUGUAUGACAGGGACCACCGCAUCCCACGUUGGUCUGCGUACACGCUGAACGAGACGGCCUGUGAAGGGCAGCCCCAGAGAAGGAGCAGAUGGUUCGUAGAGCCACAGCUCUUUGGUGCAGACAAGGGCUCAGACAUGACAACAGAGGCAGAGUCAGGCCUGACCCCAGAGGAUCUGAGAUUCAGCCAGGCUGUCAGCGAGGACUAUGAGGACACCUCCUAUGACCCAGGACCCCUCAACCCAAAUGGCCUCCAGUGCAACAGCAACCACACGGCAAUUUUCACCCUCACCAACACCAUCCCCAUGAAGCCCUGCUUCCUCUGGAGCCGCUGGCACAAGCUGCAGCACCUAUUCCAGGCAGAGCUGGCCAAGAGCUGCCUCAGCCUGGGUGGAGUUGCCUACCUGGUGACAGGCUCUGGUCCCAAUAGGGAGAUGAUUUCCAGAGGGGGUGAGGACCAGGAAAGGGACCAGGCACAGCUGUGCCACCGGGUAUCAGUGCCCAGCCAUGUUUGGAUGGCCGCAUGCUGUGACAACCGCAACACCGACCACAAAUUCUCCCUUGCCUUCCUGGCUGAGAACAAAGAGGAAUCCCGGCUGCAAAUCCUCCCUGUGACACAAUUAAAUGGGGAGCUGCUGGUGUUGAACCAGACUCUUCAGAGACUCAGGAUCUUCGCAGACAAUUGCAGUGGUGAGAGCCAGAGAAGCCAGGAGGCUUUGUCUGCUCUAAGGGCCUCUGUGUACAUCGCUUUCCAGGACCGGGUGCUGGACUCUUAUUUCCAGUUCCUCCCUCCAGAGGAAAGGCAGAAACUGGACAAAAGGACCAACUGGGUGAUGAAGAGCAGGAAUGUGGAUCUGUCCGAGGUGCGGUUCACAGCAGUCAGGGCCUUUGUAGAAGUGUCCAGCUCAGAAGCCUGGCAAAGGAAGUUUACUGCGAUGUACAACCAGGACAACCUGGCAUGUGUUCUCUCUUCUGCUCCUUCUGCCUCUGGGCUGGCCCAGACCCCAGGCACUUCAAGAAAAGUUUGUAUUCUGCAGGAGCAGAAACACCAGCCAGACUCUGAUGUUACAGCCUGGGGGUGGCACUGCAUUGGUCAUGCCUGUGGGAAACAUAAGGGAACUGCCUACAGUUGGUGUUACACUUCUAAGAGCUAUUACUGGAAUUACUGGGAUUACUGCUGCACUGAGAAGUGUACGUCUCAAUAUGAGUGUGCACGAGGGGAUGGGGGAACAGCGUACUGCUCACCUCAGUACUCAACUGUGACUGUAACAGGGCAGCUAUGUCGGGCUGACUUUCCCUGUGGCCUCUAUGGGGAACGUUAUUUCUGGUGCUACACAGACUAUCGGCAGAACUGGAAUUACUGCUGCUCUCCACAUCACUACUGCGGGCACCAUGGUUACAGCUACCAGUGGUGCUAUGUUGGAGGCUGGAGGUGGACGUGGAAGUACUGCGUCCCUUGAGAUGCCCCCCAGGCAGGGACCCUCCACCUCCAUGUGGCUGCGGACGUGAUUGGAGAUGGAGUCUGAGAGUGAGCGCAGGGUGUGGCUGCAAGAGCAACUACCAGCCAUCUCCUUUUCUAGUUCCAGGUCUUUCAAAGGGCUGUGGUUGCUGCAUCACCCCUUGUGCUCAGGGUAGGUAGGGUGAUCUGAGUUGGGCAGGGGGAGAGGAUAUUCUUUAUUGUUCUUAGUGGAGGUGUUAGGUACUGAAAUCUGGCUCAGUGGCAAUAAAAGCACACAUUUCAUUGCAGGGCCCAAUGAAGGUCACCGUGCCAGAUGCAUGAUCUGACUGAUGCCCUAGAAUAAGAUGUGUAGCAACCCCCCCCCCCCCCCCCCCAAGUUUCUCACUGCAAUGGACACAUUUAAAUGCUGUUCUAUAAGUGAGGAAAAGUUGUGUAGCUUGUGUGCAUAACACCAGCAACAUUUUUAACUCUGUACUUCUUGCUGAAUUAAUAAACUUGCAGAGUGAUAAAGAACAGUGAAGUAACCUGAUUUGAGGACAGCUCUCCCAAGGAAAAGUCAUCCCGUUCUCUCUGUAUUAAAUACCUCUGUGGCCAGUUGACAAACGAGCUGUAAGCUCAGCCUGUUGGGUGUCAGCUUUAAAAUCCAGCUGGAACCUCAGUACGUUCCUGAGUGUGACCCACUGGCAUACUGACAGUGACCAGUCACCAUGACAAAUCCCCAAGGGACACAGGGAUUUUCCCCUGUGAAUGUUUUCUGCUCCAGACUGGCUUCCCUUAUGGAUAACAAGCUUUAGCCAAAUAGAAAUUACUGGGCCAAGACACAGGGAACUGAAUGGAUGGCACAGCAAGUGUGCUGCAAGUGGGAAACAUGAGCCCCACACUCUUCCAGCCCCAGCAGGUGGAAAUGGGAGACUCCCCAGAGUCCACACUUCAUCCAAAGCAGCAGCCCUUUCCAACUGUGGGGAGGGAAAGGAGCCAGAUACAUGGAAAGGCCAUGGGCUGAAGGAUCUUCACAGGGUGAGGGAACCCAGGGAAAUCACUAUUCCAUGCAACAUCCAUACUAUUGGGCACCUCCAACAGUUGUUAGUUGUGGUCUUUUUCCACCUGCGUUUUUAGAGACAUUUCGAAACUGUCCUGGGUGGAAGAGGCUGGAGCAGUGCAGGAGAGAGGGGAAAUCAAGGCAAUAACUGUAGCACAUCCCUUCCGAGCAUGCCCAGAAUGACAAGCCUGGUCAGAUGGAUGGAAAUGGAUUUAAAUUCCGCAUCUCCCCCUUCAUCCUGCAGACAGCACUGGGGGUGGGGAUGAGAUGCAUCAGCCCAGCCCCAAUCCCAUGCAGGGACUGACAGAAGUUAAUGAAAGUGUUCCACUUUGGAAUGCUUUCAUCUGAACCCUGAUUAGCAUGCCUUGCAGGCCCCGUGUGAUACUCACAUUUGCUCUCUUCCUUCGUCCAGGCUUUUUAUUUGUGUUUCUCUUUAGUCUGUAGUUUCAAGUCAAGUCAGAGCAGAAGUUGGCCAGAGUACAGGUGGGGAAGAGAAGGCACAGGCCCCUGGGGCCUCCACUGGGCUGCACCCAGUGGCAGGAGAUCCCCUACAAGCCCCUGGACCAUGGAGACUUACAGACCCAGCUAGGCCAGAGCCUGACGUUCAGUGCAGCAGAGGCACAGAAGUGGGAUCGGGCCCCAGUCUGGCCUGGCCAGGUCUGGGACUUUUUGUGGUCCAGAGGCAUGUUGGGGGGAUGGGGUGCUCCUGCCACUGGGCACAUCUCGGUGGAGGCCCUGGGGGCCCAUUUCUCUCCCCCACCUGUGCUCCGGGUGCAGCAGGCAGCCUGCAGCAGCAGCAGCCUCCUCCCACAACACAGGUAGGGGGGCCUGGACCCCCAGAGCAGGAGCCGCACUCCCCCUUCUCCCAUGCACCCCUGGAUUGUGGAGACUUCCAGGUGCCACGUGUGUGUUUGCCCUGGUGGCCUCCACAUUAAGGCCAAUUUGCUGCUUGUAGGUUUUCCAGGCGGAGUCAGUGUUUCCCUUGGUUCUAAGCAGCAUGUGUGUCUAUGCAUGUGCAUGUGUGUGGUUGGAGGGGGGUGGCAGCAAAGGAAGCUACUUUUCACUUUACUAGUCGGUCACUGUACAAGAACUCAUCCCAAAUCAGGGACUCAGACUGGGCAGUCGCACCAUGUCCCACAGGCACUGGAAUCUGAAAGUAAACCAGAUUCAACCCUAGCCCAGCCUCCUAGGAGCCACACAACACCCCCCCCCCCCACACACCUUUCCCACCUCCUCCCACAAAGAAAGGGAAAUGGGCUUGGGCAGAAACAUUUACAGCAAGGGACAGAAUCCUUUGCAGGGGCAGAAACCUUUGCAGCAAGGGGCAGUUCCCUCUGGCAAAGCAACAUUUUUGAGGAUGCUGGUCUCUGAGGGGCAGGACCUUUCUCCCAUUCAGGUCUGCACCCACAUGGAAAGCUACAAUGUCUAUCCCCAGACACACUGUGGGCUAUUAACCAGUCUGCCCCUGUCUCUCAGCCAGUCUCCUGGCAUGUUCCUCUGUCUGUCUAUCAUUAGGAAAACUCCUUUCCUCUCUGAUCUGCUCCAACCACAAUAUAGCACCAGUUUGUUCUUAGGAUUUCAGUCAAACCAAAGCAAGGAACAUGGCCUUUCCCUGCCCAGGUCCCAACCCUCCCUCAACCUCCACUUUCCCCUUCUCCCUGCCCUGCCUCAUAAGGACAGCACUGUGGGAUGGGGCACUGGCUGGCUGUUGCAGGUAUCCCCAGGUUCAGGGCUUUGUCCUUUCCCAGGGAGCCCUGCCUUGCCCCAGUUUCUACCCUUUGACCUCUGCACAAACAGACAAUGCUGCACAUUCCUCCUUCCCUUUCAGUACACUCAGCCAUCACCACAGCCACACCCCCAAUGUCCAACUCAAGUAUUUCUUGAUCCUUGUUUCAUUCUGCAGUUCCCAGGAAAUGACCAUCAUUUCUUCACCCCCGCGAAUGCCCAUGCACCCACUUGGGCAAUAUCCUUUUGUUUAUCUCCGUUCUGCAGAGUGGCUGAUUAAAAAAAACCCUAGAACAAAAUUUGGGA